CUAGUCAACGGUCCCGGCCGCAGUUCUCGCCUCACUCUCAGCUCGCGACGGAGCAACCCCCGUAGUCACGACCGACCAUCAGACCGACAAGCCGGACGCGACCUCCUGCUCGGCCCCCGGACGACAUGAUAGGUGGCCGCCCGCUCGGUUGGCGAGAACUAAAGGACGACGAGCCAACAGCAGCCCACCGGUCCGGGGACUCUCAUAGCCAGAAAUCCGACUCGAUGCGGACCGGGGCUAUCGAGCUGGGAGACACCGGGGCGAGACGCGGCGGUCCGUCUAAGAGCACCGACCCCGAGCGGCUCGACAGCGGUGGUGGUGGCGGCGAUCCCGCCGCGGGGGACGUUGCCUCCCCGAGCGGGGAAUACAGGGUCUAUAAGAGGCGGUGGUUCGGCCUAGUACAACUGACGUUGUUAAAUAUAAUCGUCAGCUGGGAUUGGCUGACCUUCUCGCCCGUUGCGUCACACGCGGCCACCUACUUCAACACCGAUGCGACGACCGUCAACUGGCUCAGCACGGCCUUCCUCUUCGCCUUUGUCUUCAUCACCCCCGUCGUCAUCUACGUCCUCCACUUCGGACCCCGGCCGGCCAUCAUCAGCGCCGCCGUGCUGGUCCUUGUCGGAAACUGGAUCCGCUAUGCAGGUUCCCACUCGCGCGACGGCGGCAUCUUUGGCGUGGUCAUGUUUGGCCAGAUCCUGACGGGGCUGGCCCAGCCUUUCGUGCUGAGCGCCCCGACGAGAUAUUCCGAUCUGUGGUUCACGAACCGUGGCCGGGUGGCCGCCACGGCUGUCGUGAGCCUGGCGAAUCCCUUCGGCGCGGCCCUGGGGCAGCUUAUUGUCCCGUUCUGGGUCGACAAGCCAGCCGAUGUGUCUAACAUGGUUCUCUACGUCGCCAUCAUUUCAUCAGUCUGCUCGAUCCCUUCCUUCUUCAUCCCCGCCAAGCCUCCCACCCCGGCCGCACCAUCCUGCGAGACCCCGAAGAUGAGCCUGACGGACUCGGCCAAGGUCCUCCUUGGCCACCUCGAGUUCUGGCUCCUCAUGAUCCCCUUCGCUGUCUACGUCGGCUUCUUCAACUCCAUCUCGUCGCUGCUCAACCAGAUCAUGCAGCCGUACGGCUUCGACGAUGAGCAGUCGGGCAUCGCGGGCGCGCUUCUGAUCUUCGUCGGCCUCGCCGCCGCGGCCGUCACGUCCCCGGUCCUCGACCGCACCAAGCGCUUCCUGCUGGCCAUCAAGAUCGCCGUCCCCGUCAUCGCCCUGUGCUACCUCGUCUUCGUCUGGAUGCCGGGCACGCGCGCCAUCGCGGGGCCCUACGCCGUCCUCGCCGUCCUCGGCGCCUCCUGCUUCGCCCUCGUCCCCGUCGCCGUCGAGUACCUCGUCGAGCUGACCCACCCCAUCAGCCCCGAGGUCACGUCGACGCUCGCCUGGAGCGCCGGCCAGCUGCUCGGGGGCUGCUUCAUCAUCAUCUCGGACGCGCUCAAGGCGGGGCCCGACGCGAGCCCGCCGAACCACAUGCAGAAGGCGCUCAUCUUCACGGCCGUCGUGUCGUUGGCCGUUAUGCCGCUGCCGUUGUGUCUGGGUUGGUUCGGCCGUGACGAGAAGGUGGUGAUGAAGAGGGUCCUCUCGGACGAGGGAGCGGCGCGGAACUCGAACUCGUCGUGAUGAUGCCUGGUCAUGCUGUAUAUCUACGUCUAUAUGUCUACCUAGUCAUGUUGUAAUAUGCUUAGGGGGAAGCUCACCCCAAGUGGUUUUAAUAGCGUGGUCUGAAUUUGGUAAUUACGAUUAGGUAUGGGUAU
This is a messenger RNA of Phialemonium atrogriseum, 1792 nucleotides long. Its product is annotated as major facilitator superfamily domain-containing protein. The transcript is spliced from 3 exons. The coding region runs from base 126 to 1658 and encodes 510 amino acids. Gene Ontology annotation, molecular function: transmembrane transporter activity. Gene Ontology annotation, biological process: transmembrane transport. NCBI's taxonomy places the organism in Eukaryota, Fungi, Ascomycota, Sordariomycetes, Cephalothecales, Cephalothecaceae. Gene Ontology annotation, cellular component: membrane. The record is from RefSeq and is a predicted model, not a curated record.